Molecule: messenger RNA, 2361 nt
Organism: Frieseomelitta varia
Lineage: Eukaryota; Metazoa; Arthropoda; Insecta; Hymenoptera; Apidae
Gene: Cln7
Product: major facilitator superfamily domain-containing protein 8
Exons: 10
Coding region: 689-2257 (522 amino acids)
Biological process (GO): transmembrane transport
Cellular component (GO): lysosomal membrane
Molecular function (GO): transmembrane transporter activity
Source: RefSeq, a predicted model, not a curated record
GUAUAUCAUUAUAUCAUUGAAUGUAAUUGAACAAAGAAAAGAAACAUAUCACGAGUUAGCUAUUCAUUCAGAAAUAUACGCGUCGAAUUGAAACAAAGAUUGAUAGUUAAGAAAGAGUGAUUAAUAUUGAUGUAUGUAAGCAAGUGAAAUGCAUAUAGUUCACAAUACAACGUCAAUCAAUUGAGUGUUCAUUUUCAUUUGAUUGUGCUUGAAUGUAACUUGCGACGAUACAUUGCAAGUGUGUUUAUGAGUGCUUGACAUGGAUAAAUUCAGUAAACACUUGCGGUGACGCAGGAUUCAAUCUUUUUUUUACUCAACCGACGACGAUGAAUUUAGUCUGGCUGUGAUAUUCUCAAAUGACAUGUGUACAAGCAAAUUUUUAAGAGGAAUUAGCAAGUACAAAGUACUGCAUUCCAGAACUUUUUAUCUCUGACGUAUAAAAUAUGUUUAACUGAAAUACGCUGAUAAAACGAUAAUUUAGUACUUUAAUUAUUAAAGAGAAUUAUAUUGUAGAUAGAACAUCGGAUAACUUGUAAAUUAGACAGAAGAUCACAUCAGAUAACAUUAAAAAAGUUAUGGGGGAUUGAAAUUUAUAUUUCUACUAAAUUUAUAAUUGUAAUAAAAAAAUUUAUACUUACAUAAGAAAAGUGUGCUUCUUUGUUUUAAGUAAAUACUAUAUGAUAUUUUAAUGGAUUGGUAUAGAAAAUUACUACAAAAAAGAAAUACUAUUCCUGUAGAUGAUGAAUUGGAAACUGUUGCUGAAAGAAAAGAACGAUGGAGAAGUAUUUAUGCAAUUUAUUUUACCAUGUUUCUCAUGUCUCUUGGAUUUAGUAUUAUACUUACAGGAGUAUGGCCAUAUCUUGAUAAGUUAGACAAAAAUGCUGGUAAAGAAUUCAUGGGAUAUGUAGUUGCAGCGAACCCUUUGGGACAAAUGUUAUUUUCUCCUUUAGUAGGCUGGUGGGGAGAUAGGAGAGGUUCUAUAAGACUUCCACUUUUGUCAACAUUACUUUUAUUUACAUUUGCAUCAGGAUUAUAUAGUGUCCUUGAGAUUAUACCAGGUGAUCGAAAAAUGUAUAUGAUAGUUGCUAGAUUCUUGGUUGGAGUUAGUUCUGCUAACAUUGCGGUAGCUAGGUCUUAUCUCUCAGCAGCUACAAAAUUUGUAGAAAGAACACAUGCUGUUUCUAUGGUAUCUCUAGCUCAGGUACUAGGAUUUGUGGUAGGACCUGGUUUGCAAGCUGCUGUUACACCUUUUGGAGAAACGGGGCUACAUUUCAUAAACAUACCUGUUAAUAUGUACACUAUGACAGGUUGGAUAAAUGUUAUAAUGGGAAUUCUUAAUUUUGUUUUAUUCCUUCCAUGGAAUUUUAAGGAACAUCGAAUUGCUAUUCGUGAAGCAAUGAGAAAUGAAGGGAAACAAACUGAGGAGGAAACACUGAAGGCUAUAAAACCAGACAAUCUCGCUGCUUUAACAUUAAUAUGUGCCUUUUUUGUUUUAGUAUUUAAUUUUGUUCUUCUUGAAACACUUGGUACUUCUUUAACUAUGGAUCAAUUUGCGUGGUCAAAAACGGAAUCUUUGUAUUAUAUGGGUUUAUUGAUGAGCAUUGGAGCAAUUAUGUCAUGCAUUACAUUCGUUAUGAUUGAACCCUUAAGCAAAAGAUUUAACGAACGUAAGGUAAUGUUAUGGGGUGGAUUUUUAUUUAUGGUAAUAGGGAGGAUUUUAUAUAUUCCGUGGGGACCAGAUCCACCGAAAAUUGCUGAUUAUGGACCAUUUAACAACAUUACAAAAGAUGCGAAUGGCACAGACAUUGUAGGAUGCCCACGUAAUCAAGAAUGGUGUACUUAUACACCGCAACUUACUGUUACACAGUUUUUCAUUGGAUAUGGAUUUACCACUAUAGGAUAUCCGUUAGGUGUUACUUUAAUACAAACUAUCUUUAGUAAAGUAUUAGGACCUCGUCCACAAGGAGUUUGGAUGGGUUUUAUGACAGGUGCUGGAUGUGCUUCUCGUGUGUUAGGUCCAAUAUUUGUUAGUGUAGUUUAUAAUCGUUUUGGAACAUAUCAUACGUUUGGUGUUACUGGUUUAACAUUAAUAGUAUGUAUGAUAUGGUUACAAAUCGUAAACAAACGACUAGUUCCGCCAAAAGCAAUUUUACCAAAAGAUGCGGAAAUCCCAUUAGUUCAUCUUAAAUCUAAUGAUGCUCAAGGAUCAAAUGAUACACAGGAAAAUAAUAAAUAUGAGAGAUAUGACAAAGUGUAACAAAUAUUAUACUCAAAAUUCGAUUUUAUAUUUUACGAAAGUAUAUUGAUUACAUGCAACUGCCAUUAAAAGUUGGGUAUAAAUACAAUUCUAAUAUUACGAAA